AUGUUGCAGUCAAUCGAAGGCUAUCCUGAAGAUCACAGGGUGGACCCCUUUGAUCCGGACGACUUCGGAGAAGACACUCCAAGUCAGGAACCCGAACACACCAUCACGACCGUAUCGACACACGGCUACACAAAAGCUUUCUACACGCUCGCUGGCAUUAUACACGAAGAGCGAUCUGAAUGCUUCACCUUCUUCGGUAACACGGACGAUAUUCGCAUCAUACCCCGAUCGCCUACGAAACAUGCCGUCGAGUUCUUUGAGCUCGUGACACCAACUGACGAGAACGGUCACGCGUCCUUAUAUAUUAGUACCCGAUGGAAGCUGUUGUAUGGCAACAAAGAGCUUUACAUCCACCGCUACGCUGAUAAUCGGUCCUCAUGGACACCCGCCAGGCAAUGGCUGAAACAGUCUUACGGCAAGACCGUACGUAAUACUGGCCUCUGGUCGGACUACGUCCGCUUAGGACAGAAGUUCCCCUUCAUGCGCCUACCGAAAGAGCUUCGCUACAUGGUCUUCGAAGCUCUAGUAGGACCAGUCCUGCGGCCCCGCAUCCGUGAAUCGCCGUUUAGCUGGAGGCCAAUAAGGCUUUUAAGAACACCUGAAGGCGAGCUGAUAAGGGAGGGAACGUCCACGCCUGAUGAGUCGCAGAAUCCCAUAGAUCCCCGUCUCGUUUGGCCUUCGAGGCUGGAUGUCGAGGGCCCGGAAUGGGAUAGGGUGUAUACACGUGCAUCCUGCUGUUCGUUCCAAUGCCCGUGUGCACUGCAACAUCAGCAACACAGCAACGUUGUACCGCUAUUGCUAGUCAGUAAGACGUUCUCGAUCGAGUUUCAGCAGAUCGCAUGGGUGACUACCACCAAGCACUUUGACCGCGUCUACGACAUUGUUGAGACCAUCCCAAAGAUGCAGACUCUUCCUUUCAUGGCCCUUCGCCGGAUAUCCCUUAAAUUGACGAAUCUAGACUACUUCCGGCUACUAAAUUACAGAGAUGGCCCUGCAGAAGACACGGGCCCACUAGCGCUGGAGAUGCUCAUGGGGUUGGAAAAUCUGCGGUUUUUGGAGAUCGAAUUUACGACCGGUCCGCCGCGUCUAGGUCACAUUCGAGUUCUUAAUAAAGGAUGGGCCGAUCCAUUCUCUGUGUAUGAGACCUCAUGCCAAGCUGUACUGGUUGACUGGUUCUUCAUGGGGCUGUACAUGAAGUUCGUACAGGCGAAGACGGACACUCGCCUCGUCCCGCACAUCACGUUCACUGGCCAUGUCAAGCAUAGUACCCGCGCUAAAUGGGAGCCGAUUUGGCAGAGUUUAAAGUGGGGUGUUCGCCACGACUUCUCGCGCAAGAUCGAAAUGAUCAUUUCGACUCCUGUCGGGCAACUGUGA
This is a messenger RNA of Alternaria triticimaculans, 1374 nucleotides long. RefSeq lists its product as uncharacterized. The transcript is spliced from 2 exons. The record is from RefSeq and is a predicted model, not a curated record. Bases 1 to 1374 code for a protein of 457 amino acids. NCBI's taxonomy places the organism in Eukaryota, Fungi, Ascomycota, Dothideomycetes, Pleosporales, Pleosporaceae.